GUGUGUGUGUGUGUGUGUGUGUGCGUGUGUGUGAGAGAGAGAGAGAGAGAGAUCGGAAGGAAGGAUGGCGUCAGGAUGGGGGAUAACAGGGAACAAAGGUCGGUGUUACGAUUUCUGGAUGGAUUUCAGUGAGUGUAUGUCUCGUUGUAGAGAACCUAAAGACUGCGGUCUUCUCCGUGAAGAUUAUCUCGAGUGUCUUCAUCACUCCAAAGAGUUCCAGCGAAGAAACCGGAUAUACAAAGAAGAGCAGCGUCAGAUAAGAGCUGCUGCACAGAAAGCCAAAGGUGGUGAUGGAGACACAGUUCCGCACCACUAGUAUAAGGCUACCUUACCAUGUUUCCAGUUAACAAUAAUGUUUGAAUUGUGCAACCAUUUUUCAUGGAAAUUUUGGUAAAUGCUAUGUGGUAAUCUUUGUUGUUCUGAAGGGGUGGUUACUUGCAACAUCCCUUGCAUAUUCAUGAAUUCGUACUUUGGAGCACCCCUUUUACUCAUAUUAUUGAAGUUUUAUAUGAAGGAGAUAUUGUUUGCCAA
Messenger RNA from Erigeron canadensis, 531 nucleotides. Its product is annotated as NADH dehydrogenase [ubiquinone] iron-sulfur protein 5-B-like. The record is from RefSeq and is a predicted model, not a curated record. Gene Ontology annotation, biological process: mitochondrial respiratory chain complex I assembly. The transcript is spliced from 2 exons. The coding region runs from base 65 to 316 and encodes 83 amino acids. Lineage: Eukaryota; Viridiplantae; Streptophyta; Magnoliopsida; Asterales; Asteraceae.